UCUUCUAUUUAUUACAGAAGAAGGAUUUCUGUCCAUGACGUCACAAACCGGAAAAGCGAAAGCCCGGUGAUGUACACCAACAGGCUAGUUUUUGAAUAAAAUAAUGUUCCAGUCAAGAUGGGGCAGACGAUGUGCAUCUGCUCCCGUGGCUCCAUCACUGUUGAUAACAAAAAAUACUACUUCUUGCAGAAACUUGACGAGGGUGGUUUCAGUUAUGUGGACCUUGUUGAGGGGGUAAAAGAUGGUCGCUUCUAUGCCCUGAAGAGGAUUCUAUGUCAUGAUCGAGAAGGCCGCCUGGAGGCCCAGACAGAAGUGGAGAUGCAUCAUGUGUUUAAUCACCCCAAUAUACUGAGCCUUGUGGCGCACACCUUUGUUGAGCGCAAUGGGAAAAGUGAAGCCUGGCUGCUUCUGCCUUAUAUAAGAAAGGGAAGUCUGUGGUCGGUUCUGGAGAAGCUUCGAGACAAUGGGAGCUACAUGCCUGAGAAAAAGAUUUUAAAAAUCUUUCGUGGGAUCUGUUCAGGACUCAAGGCAAUCCAUGACAAAGGUUAUGCUCAUCGAGAUCUUAAACCUACAAACGUGCUUCUGAAUGAGGAUGACAGCCCCGUCUUGAUGGAUCUGGGUUCCAUGAACACAGCCCGCAUUGAGGUCAAAGGAUCCAGAGAAGCAAUGACUUUACAGGACUGGGCUGCACAACGAUGCACCAUUUCCUACCGUGCACCUGAGCUCUUCAAUGUGGAGAGCUACUGUGUUAUCGACGAGCGCACAGAUAUUUGGUCACUGGGCUGUGUGCUGUACUGCAUGAUGGUGCUGGAGGGACCCUAUGACAUGGUGUUUCAGAGAGGCGAUAGCGUUGCCUUGGCUGUCCAGAACCCUCUGCUCAUCCCACAGCCCUGCAGUUACUCAGAGGGGCUGCAGUUGCUGCUGAGCUCCAUAAUGGUGUCCAACCCCCAAGAGAGACCCAACAUCAGCUGGGUACUUGAGCAGGUACAGGACCUACAGAGUUACAGUCCAAACACCCAAACCAAUACCGUCUGAAAGGACUUUGCACACAUGGACACACAUCUCACAAAUGGAAAUCCUUAAAAGGGUGAAAACACAGCAAUAUAUUUAGUUUGGGAAAUAAGGUGACAUUUUGACUUUUGAAGGAUUUGCUGCUUGACAAACAACGCUUUAGUGAUUAGCUUAGAAUUUUGUCAGAUGACUUAUAGUAAAUAGAAUCUCCAUUCCCCACUUUUGCUUUCCAUUAUACUCUCUCAUCUUCAAAAUUGUUCUUGUGUGCCUUAUGUGCUCAAAUGAGGCAGUUACUCAACACAGAGUUAGACAUUUUCCACAAAUUGUCGGAAUCUGCUUGCAGGCAUCCUUACCCCGUAGCGCAACAAUAAUCAAUAUUUGUCUUGUGCUUUGUUAGAUACUGAUUAAAUCAGAAAGCUUGAUAAUAGGUGAGCAGAUAAGCAAAUUUCCCAUCAAGGUCAAGUUUGUUUUUUUCUAAUGAUUUAAUUUUUAGCUGUUGGCUGGAAAUUAAUUUUUAUGGCCUAUAAUGUUUGUCAAAUGUUCUUGUGAAGGAAUACAUUGAGAUUGACAUUCCGUGCCAAAAGAAAGAGGCUAGAUUAGAUGUCACAUUUCUGAUGAUGUCGUUAUUCCUUAGUAAUAUUUGAAACUUUCAGUUUUGGCGUGUAACGUGUUUUUUUUUUUUUUUUUUAAGUCACACACUCGCGCACACAUGCACACCGUCAUAUGUGGGAAUUGAACUCAUGGUGCCUGCACACAAGACAGGUGAGUGUACCACUACACCAUCAGCCAUCCCCAUGUAAUGUGUUUGCACAAGUACUAACGAUAUCAGUCACCUACAACUGCACUGACAUAGCAGCGGCAAUGCCGCUUGUGACCAUACGGUGGCACUACAUAAUCACUGGUAAGUUAUUACUUUUUUUUCACAUUCUUAAUCACAAAGUAAGCUUUUAAUUAUUCUGAUAAUUACUUGGGAUAAUUUUACUCAAUUAACUGGAAUCAUACAACAACAUUUCCCUCUGUAUUGGUGUUAAAUUUAGGCUUGCAUUCAUGUGUGACUUUUACACUUUUAUUCUCUCAGGGCUUGCCCUCAUUGGGUCUUUUUAAAUCACUCUUAUUAGAUUCUCAUGGUACUCUUUUUUUUGUUUGGUUUUAAAUUCCUGCUUACAUCAUGUUUUGUAUUUGCUGUGACAGCCUGACCUUGUUUGUAAAUUAAAACUCUUAUUAUUGAUAUUAUUAUUGAAAUAAUUAACACUCUGGUUCACUCAGUGUUUGAAGGUGAAUGUUUGAUAUUAUUGUCAUGAUGUUGGUGAAAAGUUAUCGCUUUUGUCAUUUUUUUAAUUGUACAAUUUCUUGGACAUCAUAAAAAAUUCAUGAAAUAAGGAAAGCUUUGUUGUUUAGGCCAGUGCACAGAAAAAUGUGACACACUUGAAUGACGUCCAAUACAUGAGUACACGGUCAGGCAAAACUGUUCGUACACUUGCAUAAAAGAAAGAAAUACUAACAAACUGACACAAGUUAUUAGAAAUAAACUUUUACUGAAAACGAGCUAAUGAAGCAUUGCUCUGUUUUUAUGGUCCAACUGCAUUAAGAAAAAGGG
Messenger RNA from Syngnathus acus (greater pipefish), 2608 nucleotides. RefSeq names its product serine/threonine kinase 16 (gene stk16). Gene Ontology annotation, cellular component: Golgi apparatus; cytoplasm. NCBI's taxonomy places the organism in Eukaryota, Metazoa, Chordata, Actinopteri, Syngnathiformes, Syngnathidae. The transcript is spliced from 8 exons. Gene Ontology annotation, molecular function: ATP binding; protein serine/threonine kinase activity. The coding region runs from base 118 to 1035 and encodes 305 amino acids. The record is from RefSeq and is a predicted model, not a curated record. Gene Ontology annotation, biological process: protein phosphorylation.